AACUCUUGUUACAUUCCCUUUUCUCUUCACUUGGGACAUUCCGCAGUUUUGGAAACCUUGUUCAUAGUUCCAUACUUCCAUUCGUAUGUGGACCUUGUAGUGUAUCUUCAUACUCAGCUUCACGGAUCUGUCACUCUGUUCUCAGUCAUUGAGAGCCAAUCGACAUGGCCAUGGCGGUUAGGGUUUUUCUGCUUCUUACUUUACUCUUCCUCUAUGCAAACUUUAGCUCUGCCUUAUAUGAAGAUCAAGUAGGACUCAUGGAUUGGCAUCAACAGUACAUAGGAAAAGUAAAGCACGCAGUUUUCCACACUCAAAGGGCGGGAAGAAAGCGUGUUGUAGUCUCUACAGAGGAGAAUGCUAUUGCUUCACUCGAUCUCCGUACGGGGGACAUAUUUUGGAGGCAUGUUCUCGGUGCUAAUGAUGCUGUGGAUGGAAUUGAUAUCGCCCUUGGAAAAUAUGUCAUCACCCUUUCAUCAGAGGGUAGUAUUUUGAGAGCUUGGAACCUUCCUGAUGGGCAAAUGGUAUGGGAAACUUUCCUUCGGGGUUCAACGUCAUCAAAUUCAUUGCUAUCCAUACUGACAAACUUUAAAAUGGACAAGGAAAACAUGGUUCUUGUUUUUGGUGGAGGGUGUCUACAUGCUGUUUCAAGCAUUGAUGGUGAAACUAUUUGGAGGAAAGAGUUGGCCACUGAAAGUUUUGAAAUUCGGCAAAUUCUCCAGUCUCCUGAAAGUGAUAUCAUUCAUGCUUUAGGAUUUGUUGGUUCGUCAAAGUUUGUCACCUACAAAAUUGAUGCAAAAAAUGGUGAGCUAUUAAAGCAUACCAGCACAGCUUUUCCUGGUGGCUUUCCUGGGGAACUGUCGCUUGUUUCUGCUGACACAGUUGUGGCAUUGGAUGCCACCAGGUCAAUUUUGGUGUCAAUAAGUUUUCAGAAUGGAGAGACUAGUUUUCACCAGACAUUUAUUUCAGAUCUGGUAGCGGAUUCUGCUGGAGUAGCAACAAUACUGCCUGCAAGGCUUACAGGGAUAUUUGCCAUGAAAAUUAAUUCUUUUAUUGUAUUUAUAAGUGUGACAGAUGAACACAAGUUAGAGGUGGUACAGAAAAUUACUUACCCAGCAGCAGUUAGUGAUGUUCUCUCAUUCUCAGAAGGGCAAAAAGCUUUUGCAUUGGUUCAACAUGGAGGAUCUAGGAUUCAGCUUGUAGUGAAACUUGAUAAUGACUGGAGCACUGAUCUUCUCAAGGAAAGCAUUGAGAUCGAUCCUAAGAAAGGGUUUGUUGAGAAGGUUUUCAUUAAUAAUUAUAUCCGGACGGACAGAUCUCAUGGGUUUAGGGCCUUGGUUGUUAUGGAAGAUCAUUCUUUACUGUUACUACAACAGGGGGAUAUUGUCUGGAGCAGGGAAGAUGGGCUUGCAUCUAUUAUAGACAUGACAACAUCAGAGCUACCUGUUGAAAAGAAAGGUGUAUCAGUUGCUAAAGUGGAACACAACCUCUUUGAAUGGCUGAAGGGACAUUUUCUGAAACUCAAGGGAACUCUGAUGCUUGCAAGUCCUGAUGAUAUAACAUCUAUACAAGAAAUGAGGUUGAAAAGCUCUGAGAAGAACAAAAUGACGCGAGACCACAAUGGUUUUCGAAAGCUGCUGAUAGUACUAACCAAAGCAGGCAAGCUUUAUGCUCUGCAUACAGGAGAUGGACGUGUCAUUUGGUCUCUUCUACUUUCCUCCCUUCGUAGAUCAGAAGUCUGUGAACAUCCCACUGGGCUGAAUAUAUAUCAAUGGCAGGUUCCUCAUCAUCAUGCAAUGGAUGAGAAUCCAUCUGUCCUUGUUGUUGGUAAAUGUGGACUUGGUUUUGAUGCACCGGGUGUUUUUUCUUUUGUUGAUUCAUACACUGGGAAGGAGCUCGACUCUUUGAGCCUUGCUCAUUCAGUGGCCCAAGUUAUUACAUUGCCAUUUACAGAUUCAACAGAACAGCGGCUCCAUUUACUUAUAGAUGCUUCCAACCAUGCACAUGUAUACCCAAGAAAUCUUGAGGCUGUCAAUAUUCUUGAACGUGAACUCCCUAACAUAUACUGGUAUUCUGUUGAAUAUCAGCGGGACAUCAUUACAGGGCAUGCAUUAAAAGGCAAUUGCAUUCUUGACGUGGAGGAUGAGUAUUGCUUUAACACAAGAGAGUUGUGGUCUAUUGUAUUCCCUUCUGAGGCAGAAAAGAUUAUUGCAACAGCAACAAGAAAAUUGAAUGAGGUGGUCCAUACUCAAGCUAAGGUAAUAGCAGAUCAAGAUGUGAUGUACAAAUACAUAUCAAGAAAUCUGCUCUUUGUAGCUACUGUUGCACCUAAAGCUGCUGGUGAAAUUGGAUCAGCUACACCUGAGGAAUCUUGGUUGGUUGUAUAUCUUAUUGACACCAUUACUGGUCGUAUCCUUCAUCGUGUGACACAUUUUGGUUCACAGGGUCCUGUCCAUGCUGUCUUUAGUGAGAACUGGGUCAUAUACCACUACUUCAAUCUCAGAGCACACAGAUAUGAGAUGUCAGUAAUUGAAAUUUAUGAUCAGUCUCGGGCUGGUAACAAAGAUGUUUGGAAGCUUGUCCUUGGAAAACAUAAUCUUACCUCAGCCAUUUCCUCAUAUUCUAGACCAGAGGUGAUGGUGAAAUCUCAGACUUAUUUUUUCACUCACUCAGUAAAAACAAUGGCAGUGACUUCAACAUCAAAGGGCAUAACUUCUAAGCAACUUCUUAUUGGUACAAUUGGUGAUCAGGUGCUGGCACUUGAUAAGCGUUAUUUAGAUCCUCGACGAUCACCUGAUCCAACACAAACAGAGAGAGAAGAAGGAAUCAUUCCUUUAACUGAUUCACUGCCAAUCAUUCCUCAGUCCUAUGUGACACACUCACUCAAAGUGGAAGGGCUCCGAGGCAUUGUAACAGUUCCUGCUAAGCUGGAGUCGACCAGCCUUGUCUUUGCAUAUGGAGUGGAUCUUUUCUUCACCAGAAUUGCACCUUCACGUACAUAUGAUUCCCUCACAGAAGAUUUCAGUUAUGCUCUGCUUCUCAUCACAAUAGUUGCUUUAAUUGCAGCCAUCUUUGUAACAUGGAUCUUGUCUGAGAAUAAGGAACUGAGAGAAAAAUGGAGCCUUACUGUGCAAUAGCCGAUAUCUGUAAGAUGAACCAUUAUGGAGCAUGUCCACGGAGGAUCCUCCUCCACACUCUUUUCCCUUUCUGAUGGCUGGUAUAAACAAAGCAGAGCAGAACAUUUAACGUGGAAAGUAAAAGUACCUAAUUUGGAUAAGUAUCUAAAGAUAGCUGUAAAUUUAAGUUCAGAAUCUUCUUUCUAACAAUUUGAAUAAUUGAAACGGGAAUGGAUCCUUUAUGCUGUUUGAGCUGUUAGGAAAUUUA
Messenger RNA from Nelumbo nucifera (sacred lotus), 3381 nucleotides. RefSeq lists its product as uncharacterized. Gene Ontology annotation, molecular function: protein binding. Gene Ontology annotation, biological process: protein folding in endoplasmic reticulum. Gene Ontology annotation, cellular component: EMC complex. The record is from RefSeq and is a predicted model, not a curated record. NCBI's taxonomy places the organism in Eukaryota, Viridiplantae, Streptophyta, Magnoliopsida, Proteales, Nelumbonaceae.